Messenger RNA from Rhincodon typus (whale shark), 1537 nucleotides. It is a transcript of the gene ngly1, whose product is annotated as N-glycanase 1. Gene Ontology annotation, molecular function: peptide-N4-(N-acetyl-beta-glucosaminyl)asparagine amidase activity. Gene Ontology annotation, cellular component: cytosol; cytoplasm; nucleus. Gene Ontology annotation, biological process: protein quality control for misfolded or incompletely synthesized proteins; glycoprotein catabolic process; protein deglycosylation. The transcript is spliced from 8 exons. Lineage: Eukaryota; Metazoa; Chordata; Chondrichthyes; Orectolobiformes; Rhincodontidae. The record is from RefSeq and is a predicted model, not a curated record. Bases 305 to 1327 code for a protein of 340 amino acids.
GGCCACAGUAAAACUGGAAGACUUUCUGUUAUUGGAGCUUUUGCAAUGGUUUAAACAGGAUUUUUUCCAAUGGGUAGAUACUUUGCCCUGUAACAAUUGUGGAGGAGCAACACAGGCAUCAGGUUCACUUUCACCGUCCAGUGAAGAUAUAAGAUGGGGUGCUCAAAGAGUUGAAAAUCAUCUUUGCAAUAAAUGUUAUACCUGCAAUCGAUUUCCAAGGUAUAAUCAUGCUGAGAAGUUAUUGGAAACCAGGAGGGGACGUUGUGGAGAGUGGGCCAACUGUUUCACACUUUGCUGCAGAGCCAUGGGGUUUGAAGCAAGAUAUGUUUGGUGUACAACAGAUCAUGUAUGGACUGAGGUAUACUCAAACUCCCAGAAGAGGUGGCUGCAUUGUGAUCCCUGUGAAAAUGUUUGUGAUAAACCACUCCUGUAUGAAGUUGGAUGGGGAAAAAAGCUGUCUUAUGUUUUUGCAUUUUCGAAGGAUGAGGUUGUUGAUGUUACCUGGAGAUAUUCCUGCAAACAUAAAGAGGUUCUGACACGCAGAACCAAACUCAAUGAGCGAUUACUACGAGAAACUAUUAAUAAAUUAAAUUCUGAGAGAAAACACUUCCUUCCACAAGACAGGAAACAGGAGCUUUUGGAAAGGCAGAUUGUUGAACUUGUGGAAUUCAUUUCACCAAAGACCCCAAAACCAGGAGAACUUGGUGGAAGGACAUCAGGGUCUGUACUUUGGAGAGUAGCCAGAGGAGAAACUGGAGCCCUUGCUCAGAACACGGGAUUCACUUUCGUUGCUACUGAAAAAGAAAAAUCAGCAAAGUCUUUUCAUCUUAAAUACAAUGUAGUAGAAAAUUAUUAUAUUCGAAUUUCCAACAACAAUGAAAUCAUUAACGACUGGGAAAAAGCUGUAUGGAAAAUGGAUUCUGUGAUUCGGAAAGUGGAAGAAGACUGGAAAAUGGUGUGGGCUUGCAACAAAGUGUACUUAGCUCGCACAGAAGGGUCAUCAUGUGCCAAAGUCAGUUGGAAGUUUGAAUGUGGCUCAGUGGGUUUAAGGAUUGACAAUGUUUCCAUUCGAUCCAGGAGCCAGACAUUUCAAACUGGAAAUGUUAAAUGGCACCUAAGUUCAAACUUGGUCAGCGUAGACCUAAACGGAGAUGAAAGUACUCAUUCAUACCCUGAUUUUAAUGGAUCAACUGAAUUAAUUUUGGAGGCAGAGCUAACUGGUGGAGAAGGAGAUGUUGCAUGGCAGCACACCCAACUCUUCAGACAAAGUUUGACUGAUCAUCAGGACUAUCCCAUGGAGAUCAUUAUAACUUUUAAGGAAAUUUAGAUUAAGUAUGAAUUAUCACCAGUCUAAUUUCCAAAUUACUCAAACCGAGUAUUUUUUAUAUUAUUCAAUAGAGGCAUUUGCACUAAAAAGUAUUUUCAGUACUAUACUUGUGGAUGUAGGUGAGACUUUGACUCUCUAUUAGAACUUGUGAUGGGAUCACUUGUAGAAAAAUACUUGUACUAUGUGACGAAUAAAAAUUGAUUACUUGUA